CUCUCUUUCCUGCCCUUGUUACAGAACGACGAGGGAUACGCAGUGAACGUUCUAUUUGACGACAUCUACGGUAACAACACCAAACGCAAAGUGAUGGUGAUUGGUGGACUCCGAAAUGAAAUCACCGAAGCCAUCUCAAAGCCACUCAUCUACUGGGGCGUGGUCCAAAUCACUUACGGAUCGCACGCCCCAUCUUUGACGGGUAACCGGUAUCUCUUCCGGACCAUCCCAUCAACCAACAGCUACAAUGAUCCGCGGAUAAAGAUGUGCAUUAAGUGGGAGUGGAAAAACGUCGGCAUAUUAGGGGUUAACAGCCUCGAUAACAUUGCUGUGGUGAACGAUUUGAUAACCAAACUUGACGCAAGCAACAUUCAUGUCAUGGUCAAAGAGGCUUUCAACGUCGAUAAGAACAUGGAAACGAUGUCGCAAAAUAUCGCACAAUCACUCAAGUACCUCAAGGAGAAAGAUGUGCGAGUCAUCAUCGGUAAUUUCUACCAGAAAGAGGCCAUCCAAGUAUUCUGUGAGGCCUACAAGGCCAAGUUGUAUGGUUUGAACUACGUCUGGUUGAUAUGGGGGCACUACGAAAAUGAGUGGUGGAAAAUGGAUGAUGAAACGACCGACUGUGCUCCAGAGGAGAUUUCGGCGGCAGUGGAAGGCUACAUUGCAGUCACAUUUGAUGUUCUAGGGGACAGUAACAACGAAACCAUCUCAAAAAUGACGGCGUCCGAGUACAGUGACGUCAUGCUACGUCAGACCGGCGUGGACUUCACGCGGGAAACCAAACCUGGACCUUUCGCCUACGAUGCCGUCUGGGCCUCUGCCCUUGCCAUGAACGCGUCCCUGGAAGACAUGCCCUUCACGCUCGGGCAAUUCACCUAUGGCGGCAUCGGAAUCAACAUGUCGGCGAUGUUCGUCAAGAAGCUUUUUGAGAUACAGUUUUUAGGCGUCUCGGGGCCGGUCGUAUUCAGUGAGAGCGGAGACAGAAUGGGAGUUCUACGCAUUAACAGAAACAUUAAUGGAACAGUAAGAGACAUAGGCCGAUACUACAGACGAGAUGAUCGUAUCGAAUGGUACAUGCCGAUGGAGAAUAUAUGGGCUUCCAAUGGCGGGCACCCACCUCAAGAUGCUGAUAGUCAUCAAAUAGUGAUAGAGCAGGUGUCACGUGAGCUCUUCAUCAGUAUGCUCACCUUCUCCAUCGUCGGCAUCGUCAUCGCUAUCGGUUUCCUCUUCUUCAACAUCUUCUACAGGGAUGAGAAAUUAAUAAAGAUGUCGAGUCCAAACAUGAACAACAUCAUAAUCGGGGGCUGCAUUCUCACCUACAUCACAGCUAUCAUCUUAGGUGUGGACAUAGGACUACUCGAUCAAAACGGUCUCAAGAUAAUGUGCCAGGCCAGAACGUGGAUAUUUUCUAUAGGUUUCACACUAUCAUUUGGAGCAAUGUUUUCUAAAACAUGGAGAGUAUACAGCAUAUUCACAAACAAGAAACUGCAGAAAAGGGUAAUCAAGGAUUAUCGUCUAUUCGCCAUGGUGGGCAUUCUACUCCUCAUCGACAUCACCGUCCUCAUGGUAUGGCAGAUCAUCGAUCCCCUACAAGUCCAAGUAGAGAUCAUCGAAGUCAGGGCUGAUCCAGAUAGACCGAAUUUAAUCUUCAAAACAGAGCAGCACACGUGCGACAGUAGAUAUGAGCAGUAUUUUAUCUGGACGCUUUUCAUCUACAAAGGUCUCUUACUCAUCUUUGGUACAUUUAUCACGUGGCAGACAAGGAACGUGAGCAUUCCUGCCUUGAACGAUAGCCGGUAUAUCGGGGUAUCGAUCUACACGGUAGUAAUUUUCAGCGCGCUAGGUGUGCCUCUCUCCUUCCUCUUAGCCGAGAAUAGCAGUUAUAGCUACGCCAUCAUAGCAGGCCUCAUCCUCUUCUGUACAACGCUAACCCUUGCUCUGCUCUUUCUGCCAAAAGUCUUCAGCAUAAUCCAUGGCUACGCCCCGGAAGAAGUUGGGAGUCGGGUCAUGUCAAAUGUCAACGGUCGACCGGCUUACUCGUCAGGUUUCCGAAACGGUCCCGGAGGAAGCCGAUCGCAGAAAAAGAGCACGCUCUUGGCCGCCGAAACUAGCCAAACUGCAGCCGAUAGGGAAAGAACUUCAGAAGCACAAAUUGCUGUGUGAUGCAGUGUGAAACGACAGAACCGUUGUUUUAAAAUGUUGAUGUUUCGCAUUGACCACUUGCCAUUUUCGUUUGUAUAAUGACUUCACUGACAAGGAUAUCGUUAUCCCACAAGUUAUAACGAGCGACGUGAAAAAGCCUCCGUAAACCCGACAACUAUGGAGGAAUUUAGAUUUCAGUGCACUACGCACCCAUUGAUGAAAAAGGGAGAAAUAGACGACGAUAUGCCGACGGUUGAACAUGGAAUCUUCGAAAGCUGCCACAGCUUGGUUGGAAACAGAGUUUGAUAUGAUCGUUUCAUCAAUCCUAUAAAAACAGUACUUCUGAAGAAAUGAUCAAUUGAAGAUGUGAGGUCUGGACUAAAUUUUGUAAUGAGAAUGAACGCUAUGGCCAAAAACAAUCAAACAAUAGCGAGGAGCAGUUGUAUUUCCGAAUUGAUGGAUUAGACAUGAAUUUCUGAAGAAUUGGAUGCACAUUUGCAAUAGAUGUGUUAAUACCACAGAAAAGUAGGUGUGCUAAUUCGAAGUGUGGCAACGAUUUACAAGCUUUAGUGUAUCGCUGUUGGUCUGUGCCAUAUGGAAGCUAGAGGAAAAGAACUUCUCAAUAAAUUGUCUACUUUGGAUGGACCCUUGUGUGAAUUCAUGUCUUACAUGGGGAGAUAUGAUAAAGGUCUUUCAAUAAGAACCUCGUUGUACGCAAGUUAUCCUAGGUAUCCCUACAAUUAUAUUCACGGAGAGCAGAGAUAUCUCUUGAUAUUUGGAAAAGAAAGCGAGAACAAUCAACUAUAAGCUGCCACAUCGGUAGAUCAAAUCAUCGAAGCGCAGAGCCAUCUAUAUACAGAGUUUGGCCAACUAAGUUUCACUUGGUCACAACAUGGCGUAUACUUUCCUUGUUUUGUGCUUGCCCAACAAAGCAAUAUUCGCCAUAUCGUGCCAAACUCGAACAGGGUUGGUCAAACUCUCCCAAUCAAUUGCUCUUACGAAGCGCAUUGAAUAGCGCCCGCACAUGAUGCAGAAGCAUGGCAGCAAAAUUCUGAAAGAAAAAGAUGCAGUUUUUACCUUAUUUAAGCUGAAGAUUAUGAAAUGUCAGACGAGGAGGAUUCCAAUACAUUUUCGCAUUUGUUGCUCGCGAAAAUAUUCUAAGCGUGAUGACACCAUAUCGUAUUCAACGACAUCGACGAUAUGUACAUCGCAGCGGGCAUCGACGCGGAAAUCGAAACAGCGUAGCGUGCAGCAUAGCGUGCAACGUCCAAGACCAGACCUUAAAGUUGUAAGGAACGAUGAAAAAAAAGUUGCUUGUCAUCAGUGUUUUCGGCAUUACCAUGUAUAAAAUUCACCGGCAUGUACGACUUGUGGUUUCAAAUUGACUUGACGUGCAUGAAUUAGAGUAUUAUACCAUUAACCUCGAUGAUAAUGACAUCACUUUUACCAAUGAUUAUUUAUAUCAUGGAAUUACGUUUGCGAGACUGCCCACGUAGCAUUCAUUUUUCGUUAUGUAACCAAUGGUAAUGAUUUCAUUUUAAAAUUAAUGAAGAAAUUUCAGAAAAUUGCCUGUUACGAACUGGUUGUACUUAGUAUUUACAAAUAUAAUUUCGAGUAUUUCAAGAACAUUUGAGAUAUUCUUUGAAUGUUAAUUUAAUUUCUAAUGAAAAAAAAUAACUUCAUGGUUUGAAAGCAUGUAUCAGUUCCUAGUAUAUAUGGAGAGCUGGUAUUACGAACAUAAUGAGCUGUUUUCAAAAAGUAUUGCGGAAAUGUGACGACUAUAUAUGGAGUGCCACUUGUAACCCUCACUGUAAACCACAAACGGACCUCGCGCGUCUCAUAGUGAUUAGAUUCGCGAAAGAAAGACUGUGUGAAAAGAAUUUCAGGCUGGUUAUGAUGGCCAAAAUGAACUGCAUGUUCAAGGAGUAUUUUAGUUAGGAAAAUUUAGUAUAUAAACAUUUAUUUAAACGUUUCAUCUGUCAGUAUACACUACGUCAAAAAAGAAAAGAAAAUGUAGAAUACUUGUUUCUUGAACGAAUUUGUUCAUUUGCCGUGAGUGAAUAUUCAUAUAAAACUGCAGUACACAUGCCUGCAUAAUUCUAAACAGGUAAAUGUGAAAUAAUAAUGAUGCUUUGUAUUGUAGAGAGCCUCAAAAAGAACGACUUUAGCAGUCGUGAGGAAUAUUAUGUUUGUCAGGACUGUGCAUCCUAACAACGAGCGAUAUGAGGUGUAAUAACCCCCUUUAAAAUCAUCUCAGUGGAACCAAGUUGCUUAAUAGUUUAUUUCUUGUAAGAAGAUCUGAAAAUGUGAGCACGUUUGGAAAUCUUAGUCCAUGAAAUUGAAAUGCAUAAUCCCUGUUCUAUGAAAAAGAAUAUGACGAAGUGUGCACGAUCUUAGUUAUUUGCAAGAUAUCCUAAAAUUCGAUGCAAGAAGAUGAUGGCAUUUUGGCUUUUGUGGCUGCAAACAAUAUGUUGUAUUUCAUAUGAGUAAAUGAUUACGUAAUAGGUUCACGGUAGAGUAUGUGAGUAUUACAAUGUACAUAGUUAGCAAACUUUUUACCAGAUAAUUUAUCUUUGGUUUUUCCUGAAAGAGAAAAGCCUAACACCGAAUAAUGUGUACAUAGAACACUUGCAUUGAAACAUAUAUACUUCCAUUCUUAUUAUGUGUAAAUAGUUGUAAAUGUGACAGGAUUAUAAUACUGCUGUUUGAAAUGAAUCUAUUAUAUCCUAUGUUUUGUUACAAGUAUAAUAUGCUCUUAUCGACACUACACCCGGCCUAAAGAUAAUGUAAAAAGGAUGUUGUCUUGUUUUGUAUUUUCGAAUUAUACUUUGUCUUCACUGUUUUAGUCAAGUUAUGCUGAAUUCAUGCUUUAUCAUUGGAAAUUCAUUAUUGUAGCAUGCAGCUACCACGCAUUAUGUGACGGGACUGUGUGUACGAAAACAAAGUAAAGAAAUUCAACGUUGAACACACACACAUAGCAAUGUAUUCAUUGUAAUAUGCAUUCAACACAAUGCAUUCAGUGCAAUAUACAUUCAAAAGAAUGCAUUCAUUGUUAUAUUCAUUCAAAACAAUGCAUUCAUUGCGAUAUGCAUUCAAAACAAUGUAGUCAUUGCAAAAUGCAUUCAAAACAAUGCAUUCAUUGUAAUAUACAUUCAAAACAUUGCAAUAAAUGCAUUCAUUGGAUUUUGCAUUCAAAAUAAUGCAUUCACUGACAUUUGUAUUCAACAUAGCUUAAUCAUUGAGAUUUACAUUCAAAGCAACGGAUUCGAAGAAGCAAUUAUGAGAUGGAUGCACUAUACUUUAUGACAUGUCAGAAUAAAUUAAGGCUGCGCAUGAUGCGGGAUUCGCAUAUUUGUAUCCAUGAAAUUGACAAUUGUAAUCAAGGUAACAUAUUACUUUUUCAUUAUUGUCGCAAGGGGCACGGAUCGGGCGGGUGGGGGGUGUGAGGGUGUGAGUGCGUUCGCAUUGUUUUGGGGUUGUCCAGAAUCUGGACGGUUUUUAUUUUAUUUCGCGAUUGUGAUCUCUCCCAUCCUCUACCUGCUGCAAGCCGAAGAUGGUGGGAUCCAAGGAAAUCCGUGCGAGUCGAUAAUGUCGAUGGUACCCCUAGUCUUUCUCCGGACGUCGAAGUUCGGGGAUCGUCGGCUUUCAGCUAGUAGAGGAUGAUCACGGUGGUGGAGAUUAUUAAAAUUAAAUUUAAACUUUAAAUUAGACGGUGGGGCUACUUCCAUAGUAUAAAAUCUAGCACUUUCCCCGGCCUAUACUUUGGACAAUUCCAAUAGUGCGGACUUCAAAUUCUGGAUUCGCCGUUCGCAUCCCACCUUAAAUGGUUAAUAAUUAAUGGAGUUGUGACGAUCAAGAACAAAAAAAUCCAUCGCAUUCAUCUUUAUAACUUUUGUUUGUUCGUAAGAUGACGUUUAUCAAAUAAUGUCCUUCUUCUAAUAUUGUUUAAUUUAAGGAAACCCAGAUGAAAAGAAAAUCUUCGCACAUUACUAUAAUUCUUUUGCUAAUUCUUAGUUGUGAACUAUGAGCUGAAGUAGACCCUAACAAAUUUGAACAUCGGGAAAUAAUAAGUGUAUUAAUUUUAUCUUACACACUAAGGAAUACAUGUACCGGUAAUGUUAAACUUUAGAUAUUGUUUUGACGUAGGGGUGCAAUAUUAAACCAUUUAAAGUAUUUUUUCAUUAUACACCCUUGUAGGUGAGAUAAUAACAAUGUUAACAUCAUGAUGGAAGUUUAAUAGAACACCUUUGAUGGUGCGAAAUAUAUAACUUUUUUUCAUAUUGGGUUAAAUACUGCUUUUAUCAAAGAGCUGCUAUGGCGAACCUUUUUAGUACAUGUAGUUACAAAAUAAAGGAACAAUGUAUUAACGUGUAUGAUAUUUGCCCGGUGAUACUUUAACAGCGUUUUUUGUUAAUAAUUGAAUGAAUAGAAAUAAUCAUCACGUGUCGAUUUCUAACUCAAUUUAAAAUUUGAAAAAAAGAGAUCUUGUAUUGAAUAUGCGUUUGAUAUUUUGGAAAAAAAUCAAGAUAGUUUUCUUCUUAAUUCUAUGCUUUUAAGAUAAUGCAUUAAUUUUGGUAUGAUAGAGUAUAAAAAAUUACCCAAAACGACAUAAAUGUAAAUAAUUCAUUUAAUGUAAAGUUAUGGUAACGUUUUGGGUGCUAUGUACGCUUCACAUCUGUAAAAUAAAAUAAAACUGAGUGUACUAAUAUGUCA
This is a messenger RNA of Strongylocentrotus purpuratus (purple sea urchin), 6855 nucleotides long. RefSeq names its product gamma-aminobutyric acid type B receptor subunit 2. Gene Ontology annotation, biological process: G protein-coupled receptor signaling pathway; gamma-aminobutyric acid signaling pathway. Gene Ontology annotation, molecular function: G protein-coupled GABA receptor activity. Gene Ontology annotation, cellular component: G protein-coupled receptor heterodimeric complex; membrane. The coding region runs from base 94 to 2163 and encodes 689 amino acids. The record is from RefSeq and is a predicted model, not a curated record. The transcript is spliced from 16 exons. NCBI's taxonomy places the organism in Eukaryota, Metazoa, Echinodermata, Echinoidea, Camarodonta, Strongylocentrotidae.